Messenger RNA from Recurvomyces mirabilis, 420 nucleotides. RefSeq lists its product as uncharacterized. The coding region runs from base 1 to 420 and encodes 139 amino acids. Lineage: Eukaryota; Fungi; Ascomycota; Dothideomycetes; Mycosphaerellales; Teratosphaeriaceae. The transcript is spliced from 2 exons. The record is from RefSeq and is a predicted model, not a curated record.
AUGUACUUCUCCACGACCAUUGCCGGCGUCAUCGCCUUCACAGCUGCUGCCUUCGCCACUGCGAUCGAGGACCGCGACUCCUGCGUUUCCCAAUGGGAGGCUGAGCAGGUCGUGAACAAGAUCAUCUCCGUCUUCGGCCAUCAAGCCGGUGCCAGCCAGACUGCCAACGCUCGGCUCGCCGAGAACUUCAUCACCGGCGACGGCGCCACCGCGAACAAGCAGCAAUGGAGUGCCGGGAUCCUGGGCGAGCCUCCAACCGUGGAUAUCGAUACCCUCUUCGUUGGCGUUACGGGCUGCAACAAGACUGUUUGGUACUGGCAGUUCAAUCAAGUCGCUCGUGCCAUCUAUCGUGUGCGGGGCUUCAACUUGUUUCACGUUGAACAGGCAGUGCCAGAUUUCCGAGCUGGAUCUGGAGUUUAA